AUUACCAAGGGUAUAGUCUCUUGCCACGACGAAUAAUUGCUGUGCAAUUUGGCGGUGGAAGAGGGUCGUGCUACAAUUUCGUCGUUCUCGCGCAAUUCUCCGAUUCGAUCAUGAACGAUGAAGGCAAGAACAGGGAUGUCGUCACCGAUCCCCUAAACCAGCCUUACUAUGGCACGUUUCAAGGCGUCGCCAACUACUAUCCGAAUCCGACUGCUCCACCUCCACCGCCGCAACCUCAGCCGGCGGUAGGAUUUCCUCAGCCCAUUCCGCCACCGGCAACGUACGGUGGUCAUUAUUACCAUGGAUAUCAAACCGUUCCAGGUUAUGUUGUUGCUGAAGGAAGGCCCAUGAGGGAACACCGUCUUCCUUGUUGUGGACUUGGUCUGGGUUGGUUCUUGUUUAUAACGGGAUUCUUUCUUGGUGGCAUUCCCUGGUAUGUUGGAACUCUUGUGCUACUAUGUGUACAGAUGGAUUACCGAGAAAAGCCUGGAUUAGUUGCAUGCACAGUUGCUUUUCAUCAGUACCAGGUCGUUGGGAGGGCCCUGCCCACGGAAUCAGAUGAACAUCCCAAGAUUUACCGCAUGAAACUCUGGGCCACGAACGAGGUUCGCGCCAAGUCGAAGUUCUGGUACUUUUUGAGGAAACUGAAGAAGGUUAAGAAGAGCAAUGGUCAAGUGCUUGCUAUCAAUGAGAUUUUUGAGAAGAACCCAACCAAGAUCAAGAACUAUGGCAUCUGGUUGCGUUAUCAGAGUAGGACUGGCUAUCACAACAUGUACAAAGAGUACCGCGACACCACUCUAAAUGGUGCAGUGGAGCAGAUGUACAAUGAGAUGGCUUCCCGUCACCGGGUCCGUUUUCCCUGCAUUCAGAUCAUCAAGACGGCCACCAUCCCAGCUAAGCUUUGCAAAAGGGAGAGCACCAAGCAAUUCCACAACUCAAAAAUCAAGUUCCCAUUGGUUUACAGGAAAGUCAGGCCACCCACCAGGAAGCUUAAAACCACAUACAAGGCCAAAAAGCCUAACUUGUUUAUGUAAUGUGUUUCUGGUAGAAACGUUCCGUCGGCUUCUUGAUUAGCUGAUUUUGUUUUGAGAAUCUUAGAACAUUGUCACUUGGUUGAAGCUUUUUUGUAUUUUGAUGAUUCUAUUGGAUCUGAUCUUAUAUAUUUAUGAUUUUAGGGUAGGAAUGAACAAAUUUAUAUUUACUUUA
Messenger RNA from Prosopis cineraria, 1206 nucleotides. RefSeq names its product 60S ribosomal protein L18a. The transcript has 6 exons. Gene Ontology annotation, biological process: translation. The record is from RefSeq and is a predicted model, not a curated record. Gene Ontology annotation, molecular function: structural constituent of ribosome. Bases 111 to 1034 code for a protein of 307 amino acids. NCBI's taxonomy places the organism in Eukaryota, Viridiplantae, Streptophyta, Magnoliopsida, Fabales, Fabaceae. Gene Ontology annotation, cellular component: ribosome; cytosolic large ribosomal subunit.